Messenger RNA from Phytophthora nicotianae INRA-310, 1362 nucleotides. RefSeq lists its product as hypothetical. The coding region runs from base 1 to 1362 and encodes 453 amino acids. Gene Ontology annotation, cellular component: Golgi apparatus. The record is from RefSeq and is a predicted model, not a curated record. The transcript has a single exon. NCBI's taxonomy places the organism in Eukaryota, Oomycota, Peronosporomycetes, Peronosporales, Peronosporaceae. Gene Ontology annotation, molecular function: alpha-1,3-mannosyltransferase activity. Gene Ontology annotation, biological process: protein O-linked glycosylation.
AUGUCACGUGUGGAUCGCAGUAAGCUUAUGUGGUUGUUGGCUUGUGUGUGGUGCUUUACAUCGGGAGUCAUAUUGUGCUACGUGAGCACCACGUCGUUCGCUGCCAAUCAGUAUCAGGCCUUACCGAAGUCCCAGUGGCCUCGAUCGAAACCGUUAAGUCUACGGCUCCAGCAUCAUACCGACAAUUCUCCGACAGAAGACAAAUACGCACGAGGCAUCGUCAUGUGUCUGCACAACGGAAUUGCUGCCAUGGGCGCAUCGCUCAUACGAGAACUGCGCUGCUUGGGCAACACAGAGAUUAUUCAAGUCUAUUAUUGCUUUCCAGAAGAGAUUUCGGAGGAGACUAGAGCAUUGCUGACUCGCAAUGAUCCAAGAGUGGAGCUCGUGGAUGUGUGCACUGAGGUUUUGUCCAAGAAUGGAUCUGAAAAUCUGUUUCAGGGCGACGUUAAGUACGCUAAAACGUUCCAGAGCUACUGGAUCAAACCUUUGGCGUUGUAUCACACAAAGAUCCGCGAAGUGAUUUUGUUGGAUGGAGAUGCUGUGCUCCUGCGCGACCCGGCAGCUCUCCGCACAUUGCCGGGUUAUGUGCGGACAGGGACGACAUUUUUCCGAGACCGGAUUGCCAAGAUGGACGCAUUCUUAACCAAGUUGACAAGUGAAGGUGAAAUGUACUUGCACUAUUUGAUCCGUGAGUUUCCUUACGACAAGUUUGGAUUGAGUGGCGCUAUGGCUUCCGAGCAAGUUAAGAAAAAGUUCUCAUAUCGAGGGGAGACUGCCCACGAAAUGGACUCGUCAAUGGUGCUGAUCGACAAGACGAGAGCUGGAAAGGCGUUGGAUAUUUUGCGGGAGCUGAUUUUUAUUACCCGAUUUUAUUUACAAUUUUCAUGGGGUGAUAAGGAGGCGUUUUGGCUCGCGUACGAGCUGGCACAUCAAGAUUAUUUCUUCUCUCCUUGGGGAAUGAGCCAGAUAGAAUCCGUACCAAACGACGAUCGGUCUCACCUGAAUACAAUGUGUGGGAGUAUGGCACACUUCAUUCCUACUGAAAACGAAACAGAAGUACCCGAAGUGCUCUACUUUAACGGCAAGGCACUACUACAGCCAUUCCCCAAUGGAGUGGAGAAGACUAUCAUGGGCCAACGCACACGUAUGUACAACCUCAAUCCAGCGUACGUCUCGCCAAGGUAUCGUCACGACGACUUUGACCUCUCAAGCUCCGAAACGUUUGAAUGCAUGGACAACAUGGGAUCUGUUCCACUGCCGCCUUACUUUUUCAGAAAUUUGUUACGUCGACGUUUUCAUUAUUUCGCAGCGGAGAUGAACGUGCACGAAGCCUUGGACAGCUGUCCGAUACAGAUAGAUUGA